Molecule: messenger RNA, 3921 nt
Organism: Cynocephalus volans (Philippine flying lemur)
Lineage: Eukaryota; Metazoa; Chordata; Mammalia; Dermoptera; Cynocephalidae
Gene: ERO1B
Product: endoplasmic reticulum oxidoreductase 1 beta
Exons: 16
Coding region: 112-1515 (467 amino acids)
Biological process (GO): protein folding in endoplasmic reticulum
Cellular component (GO): endoplasmic reticulum; endoplasmic reticulum membrane
Molecular function (GO): thiol oxidase activity; protein-disulfide reductase activity; FAD binding
Source: RefSeq, a predicted model, not a curated record
UCGAUCGGCCGCCGGGAACCGUCCCCUGGGGUCGUCGCCCGCGCCGCCCUCCGUUCCCCGGCCCCGAGGGGUCCGGCCGGCUGCGGCGGGGCGUGGGGCGGAGAGGCCAGCAUGAGCCGGGGGGUCCGGGAGGCCGGCGCCGGGCAGGGGGCGGUGGCCGCGGUGCAGCUGCUGGUCACCCUGAGCAUCCUGCCGAGCGUCAUCGAGGCCCAGGUUGCUGGAGUUCUGGAUGAUUGCUUGUGUGAUAUUGACAGCAUCGAUACCUUCAACACCUACAAAAUCUUCCCCAAAAUAAAAAGAUUGCAAGAGCGUGACUAUUUUCGUUAUUAUAAGGUUAAUCUGAAGCGGCCAUGUCCCUUCUGGGCAGAAGAUGGCCACUGUUCCAUAAAAGACUGUCACGUGGAGCCCUGUCCGGAGAGUAAAGUUCCAGUUGGAAUUAAAGCCGGGCAUUCUAAUAAGUACUUGAAAGUGACAAACAAUACCAAAGAAUUAGAAGAUUGUAAGCAAGCUAAUAAACUGGGAGCAGUUAACAGCACAUUAAGUAAUCAAAGCAAAGAAGCUUUCAUUGACUGGGCAAGAUAUGAUGACUCAAAGGAUCACUUUUGUGAACUUGAUGAUGAGAGAUCUCCAGCUGCUCAGUACGUAGACCUCUUGCUGAAUCCCGAGCGCUACACCGGCUACAAGGGGACCUCAGCCUGGAGAGUGUGGAACAGCAUCUAUGAAGAGAACUGUUUCAAGCCUCGGUCUGUUUAUCGACCUUUAAAUCCCCUGGCACCUGGCCGAGGCGAAGAUGAUGGAGAAUCAUUCUACACAUGGCUAGAAGGUUUGUGCCUGGAGAAAAGAGUCUUCUAUAAACUUAUAUCGGGACUUCACGCUAGUAUCAAUUUGCAUCUAUGCGCAAAUUAUCUCUUGGAAGAAACCUGGGGUAAACCCAGCUGGGGACCUAAUAUCAAAGAAUUUAAACGCCGCUUUGACCCUGUGGGAACCAAGGGAGAAGGUCCAAGAAGACUAAAGAAUCUGUACUUUUUAUACCUGCUGGAGCUUCGAGCUUUGUCAAAGGUGGCCCCAUAUUUUGAGCGCUCAAUCGUUGAUCUUUACACAGGAAACGCAGAGGAAGAUGCUGACACAAAAACCCUGCUACUGAGUAUCUUUCAAGAUACAAAGUCCUUUCCCAUGCACUUUGAUGAGAAAUCCAUGUUUGCAGGUGACAAGAAGGGGGCCAAAUCAUUGAAGGAGGAAUUCCGGUUACAUUUCAAGAAUAUCUCCCGCAUAAUGGACUGUGUUGGAUGUGACAAAUGCAGAUUGUGGGGGAAAUUACAGACUCAGGGUUUAGGAACUGCCCUGAAGAUAUUAUUCUCUGAAAAAGAAAUCCAAAAGCUUCCAGAGAACAGUCCAUCUAAAGGCUUCCAGCUCACUCGACAGGAAAUAGUGGCUCUUUUAAAUGCGUUUGGGAGGCUCUCUACAAGUAUCAGAGAGUUACAGAAUUUUAAAGUCUUAUUACAACACAGUAGGUAAUAAAGGCUUUUGUAUGUCUAAUUAGAGACAAAAAAGUGACUUGUGAAGCCUUUUAAUCUUGGACAUUUCAGCAGAAAGAGACUGAUCUUCUAAGACUUCGAGAAUUUUGAACUCUUAAAGAGAAAAUUCAAAUGCUCACUUGAAUAUUUAUGGACCUUAAAUGAUAUUUAUAAAUGAAGUAUAUACUUCUAAAACAUGUAAACCAUACUACUUCUGGGUCUCACUUCAUGUGUUUCCAUCUGUUGAGUUUUCUGCUGUUCUAUUUUACAAUUGGUUUUGUUCUUAUGCUCCUAUAUUUUAUUCCCAUUUGUCAACCUUUAAAUGACAAUGGAUGUCUCCGUCCUGAUGUAACACUGUUCACAGUCUGUUGUGGAAAAGAACUAGAGAACACAUGUCGCUUAGGGCUGGUAUCAGUGACAUUCUUUAUCAGUGAUUUUUCAGUGUAUUUUUGGCCUUGCCUAGUUCUGCGGUGUAUGUCACCUUCCAUAGCAUGGAACUGUCGACAUCACGAAGGGCCCUUUCUUUCAGCAAAUAGCUACAGAAAUUCCUUAAGGUUCCCCAGGACUUCAAGUUCAUUGGUUUUUAUUUAAGACUUUUAGUUGCUGUUGUUGCUGUUUGGGUUUGGGUCUAAAGCACCUGCUUUGGUGGAGGUGAGCAAGCACGCUCGCCUGGGCUGCCCGGCCAGAUUUCAUGUGCACGGUGCAGGCUCAAGAGGACUCUCUUACUUAGAACUCCAGAUCCCUUCUUCUGGUUUCGCCUUUCUUUGUGCCUACCCUAAUUUUAGAAAUUUUCAGUUACUUUAAGGAAAAAAAGUUGCAUAAAUAUUUUACUUCACAGAUUACCUCUUGAUAAAAUUUGAGUGGGAUUAUAUGAAUUGAUAAUGCCAACUAAAGGUAUUAUAUACACAAGAUUUGCUGUUUUAAAGUAAGCAUUUUUAAAGAAUUUAAUUUUAGAAGACGAUCUAUGCAACCCUUCAACUCCCAGUGUGAUUUCUUUGGUUGGAUCUCUAAGCAGGUAGAUUAGAUCAAGCCUUUAAGCUCAUUACAUCUCCCCCUUUGCAUUUUAGUUUAUUGUACAUAUGGUAUUUUGUGUGACUCGUACCAAGUAAUGACUCAUACAUCCUUAUCUGUCAUGUUCUAAACUUGGGACUUAAAAUCUUUAAACAAUAUUUAAAAUCUGGAUUCUUUUAAAGGUGUCAGUUGAUACAAUAUGAUGCAUUUGGAAGCUCGUAUCUGUGUAGAAAUAAUGCAGGUACAAAAUCUAGAGUUUCUCCUAGACUCUUGAGUCUUUUCCGAAGGAAAUAAGUGCUCUUAAACCCAUGUCUUAUCCUACCAAAGUCUGAAAUAUGCGCAGUGAGUUUAAAUUGUAUUUAGUUGGCUCACCUCUCUUUUAAAAAUACUUAGCCAUCCCUUGAAGGGCUGUGGUAGGAGUAAGGCCUCACUAGAGUUAUUUUCUCACCUACUUUCUAGCCUUUAUUAACUGGGGGUUUUGUGGUCGGUGGUAGUUUUGUUAAGUUGAAUAAAAAAGGUGGGCUUGAUCGGAGCCUCUUCCUUUUUUUCUUUUCUUUUUUUAGGGUUUGCAAGUAUUGUAUGGCCAGGGAGGGGGUCUUAAGACAAACUGCCUAGAAAGGGAAUAUCUACGUAACCUUGCUAAUAAACUAAUAAGAUUAUUCUUAACACAGUGUUCAUGUAGAGUUUGAGAAAAUGUGAAAAUUUUGCACUUUGUUAUUACUGUAAAUUUGAGGAUCUUUUUGGUAGCGUUCCUUCCCCGUUCCUUAAAGAUAAAGGCUGUUACUUAAACUCUGUUUACUAGAGAAAAUCCUUGGCCGUUUCCAUUUAUUGCUUUUUUCUUCACUGUGAUUUGUUACAAGCUUAGGAAAAAUGUAUAUUAGAGUGUGUUCUAGGAAACUAAAAGGUCUAGUUAGGGUAAAAAGUUAUUUUCAAAGUUUUAACAAGUUUUUUUCACUACUAAGGAAAUAAAGGAAAUAUUCUUAAGCCGAAAUUCAUUUGAUUAAUUCUGUUUUACCAUCAUUAGAUUGUGGGGGGCAGCCUACAUUUUUAUGUGUGAGUGUAUUUCUUAAAUGGUUGUGUAAACUUUGUUUUGUGAGCCUCGUGAUAUUUUAUGUCCUUGUGAUAUAAACCGUUUUUCCAGUUCACGUACCUUUUGCUGUGGAGUGAUGCUAUUGUAGUGUUUGCAUCAUGAAAAUGCUUGGCUAGUGAGUACCUAUUGGCAUUUUGUCUUUAUCGCGUCAUCUAUUCUAAAAAUCCAGCACUUGAUAAUAUAAUUUGACAGACAUGAUUGUACCAGCUGAUGAAGCAAAUGAAGAAAAGGAAAAUACUCCUUCCUUCAGUGCGUGAGUUGCUUUUUUUCUUAAGUGGCAUCUCUGUAAGUUAGACCAAGUAUAUA